CCCGCCGCGCUGCCCGCAUUCCUGCGCCCGGCCCGGCCCGGCCCGGCCCCGCUCCCGGCCCCGCUCCCGGCACCUGCGGCCGGCCCAGCCCCUCCGAAGCACGGAGCAGCAGGUUGUCGUGUGUCCGUGGGGGCUCGGGGUCGGAGCCCAGAGCAGCCAGCACCAUAGCGUCCAACAGCUGGAACGCCAGCGGCAGCCCCGGGGAGGGGCGGGAAGAUGGCCAGGACGGCAUGGACAAGAGUCUGGACAAUGAUGCCGAGGGGGUGUGGAGUCCAGACAUCGAGCAGAGCUUCCAGGAGGCGCUGGCGAUCUACCCACCCUGCGGCCGCCGCAAGAUCAUCCUGUCGGACGAGGGCAAGAUGUACGGUCGCAAUGAACUGAUCGCUCGCUACAUCAAGCUGCGGACGGGGAAGACGCGCACGAGGAAGCAGGUGUCCAGCCACAUCCAGGUUCUAGCUCGGAAGAAGGUGCGGGAGUACCAGGUUGGCAUCAAGGUCUCUAGCCACUUGCAGGUUCUUGCCCGGCGGAAAUCUCGUGAGAUUCAGUCCAAGCUGAAGGCCAUGAACUUGGACCAGGUCUCCAAGGACAAGGCUCUGCAGAGCAUGGCUUCCAUGUCCUCUGCCCAGAUCGUGUCGGCCAGUGUCCUGCAGAACAAGCUCAGCCCCCCACCUCCUCUUCCUCAGGCUGUCUUCUCUGCUGCCCCCAGGUUUUGGAGUGGGCCUAUCCCAGGACAGCCUGGACCCUCUCAGGACAUUAAACCAUUUGCACAACCAGCUUACCCCAUCCAGCCACCCAUGCCUCCGUCACUAGCCAGUUAUGAGCCCUUGGCUCCGCUGCCCCCGGCCGCCUCGGCCGUGCCGGUGUGGCAGGACCGAACCAUCGCCUCGGCCAAGCUGCGGCUGCUCGAGUACUCGGCCUUCAUGGAGGUGCCCCGGGACGCCGAGACGUACAGCAAACACCUCUUUGUGCACAUCGGGCAGACGAACCCCUCGUACAGCGACCCGCUGCUGGAGGCCGUGGACAUCCGCCAGAUCUACGACAAGUUCCCCGAGAAGAAAGGCGGCCUCAAGGAGCUCUAUGAGCGGGGGCCACAGAACUCCUUCUUCCUGGUCAAGUUCUGGGCGGAUCUGAACAGCACGAUCCAGGACGGGCCAGGGACUUUCUAUGGUGUCAGCAGCCAGUACAGCAGUGCAGAGAACAUGACUAUCACAGUCUCCACCAAGGUGUGCUCCUUUGGGAAGCAGGUCGUGGAGAAAGUGGAGACAGAGUACGCGCGGCUGGAGAACGGCCGGUUCGUGUAUCGCAUCCACCGCUCCCCCAUGUGCGAGUACAUGAUCAACUUCAUCCACAAACUCAAGCACCUCCCUGAGAAGUACAUGAUGAACAGCGUCCUGGAGAAUUUCACCAUCCUGCAGGUUGUUACCAACAGGGAUACCCAGGAAACCCUGCUCUGCAUAGCCUUUGUUUUCGAGGUGUCCACCAGCGAGCACGGCGCCCAGCACCACGUGUACAAGUUGGUCAAGGACUAGGGGCCCUCAGGGACGGGCAGGGGCACGAGGGGCAUGCAGGGGAGGGGAGGGAAACCGUGCAGGAAGGCUGCCCAUGCCCAUUGCCUUGUGAGAAGUCAUUUGAAGAGAGGAGGAGGAGGAGGAGGAGGAAGAAAAUAGCCAAAAAGGACUGACUUGUGCUCACUGAUGUUUUCUACUUAGGAACAGGUUCUUUUUUUCUUUUUUUAAAUAAAUUUAAAGAAAAAAAAAAGAAAAAAAAGGAAGAAGAAGCAUGAGGAAGGAAGUGCAGGGAGAGGGAAAGCUGAGCCUGGUGCUGGAGGGGGAGCAGCAGCCCUCGGUGUGGCUGAGGAAGGCGGGAGCCGUGCCAGCGCCUGCAGCGGGAUGCUGGGGCAGAGCACACAGCCCCUCCUGGCACCUCCCUCCUUGCUCAGACGUGGGCCUGGUCCUGAGUGGAGGGCAACGAGCAGGGAUGGGCUGGAGGAGCUGGCAUGGCACCAGCUGUGACCUCAGACAGAUGGGGCAUGGCACCAGCUGCAGCCUGAAACCGAUGGGCACGGCACCGACGGGGCAGCAGGGAUGUGGGCAUGGAGCUGCUGGGGUGGGAGCAGGGAGGGGUGAUGCUGCUGCCUCCCUGGGGACACACACCUGGGCUGCUCCUCCAUGCCAUGCUGGGGGCACUGGAACCAGUGGCACUGAUGGUUGGGAGGACACCUGGGCUGCUCCUCCAUGCCAUGCUGGGGGCACUGGGAACCAGUGGCACUGAUGGUUGGGAAGGCACCUGGGCUGCUCCUCCAUGCCAUACUGGGGGCACUGGGAACCAGGGCACUGAUGGUUGGAAGGGCAUUUUGGCUGCUCCUCCAUGCCAUGCUGGGGGCACUGGGAACCAGGGCACUGAUGGUUGGGAGGGCACCUGGGCUGCUCCUCCAUGCCAUGCUGGGGGCACUGGGAACCAGUGGCACUGAUGGUUGGGAGGGCACCUGGGCUGCUCCUCCAUGCCAUGCUGGGGGCACUGGGAACCAGGGCACUGAUGGUUGGGAGGGCACCUGGGCUGCUUCUCCAUGCCGUGCUGGGGGCACUGGGAACCAGUGGCACUGAUGGUUGGGAGGGCACCUGGGCUGCUUCUCCAUGCCAUGCUGGGGGCACUGGGAGCCUGUGGCACUGAUGGUUGGGAGGGCAUUUUGGCUGCUCCUCCAUGCCAUGCUGGGGGCACUGGGAACCAGGGCACUGAUGGUUGGGAGGGCACCUGGGCUGCUCCUCCAUGCCAUGUUGGAGGCACUGGGAACCAGGGCACUGAUGGCUGGGAGGGCACUGAUGAUGCAAACCAUGGUUUUUAUGGCUCUUUCCCCUUCUCCCCUUUUAUUAAAGUGCUUUUUAAUACUUUUUUAAACAAGACACCAGGACUGUGCCCUCUGUGGUGUCUGGGACCUGCUCCCCUCCCACCCCCCAGGGAUGGUGACCAGAGGAGGUGAUGCAGCUGAGUUUGCUGGGUUGGGACUGUGCAGCCAAGCUGCUGGGCACAGGGAGCUGCCUCGUGCAGGGGAGGCUUUGAGGGGGUUUCUGCAUCGUUCUGGGCUCGCUGGAGGUUGGUGUGUAUGUGGCAGUGGGAUCUCCUGAGCUCUGCACUCUGCUUUCAGGGCUUGCACUUGGGGGUUACCCAGGCUGCACCUAUCCCCUGUGGUUUCUUGCUGAGGAGCAGUGAGCUGAGGGUGGAUUUGCCUCAUUUACUUUUGCAUAUGUACAUUCUCUGACUUCUUUUUUUCUUUUGAACUUCUUUUUUUGGCCUUUUUUUGACGUUGACUCGAUUUCAGCUGCUCCCUGGAGCCCCUCCAGGAGCUUCCUCCAUCCCAGGGGAUGUGGCUGGGGAGGUGAUACUGCAGGGAGCAGCACGCUGUGCAGUGCAGGGCCAGGCUGCAAGUGGGCAGAGAUGGGGACAGAGAAGAGGACAGAGGACAGGAGGGAUGCCAGGACAGGGGCUGGGGCUGCUGAGAGUUAUUGUUGGGACUACAGCCUGAAAUAAGCCAAGGCAGAGGGACAGGGGUCUGCUUGUGCAUGGAGCAGGGUGCUGGCAGGUGGACAGGGAGCCCAAGGCAGGGCUGGCUGGGUUUCUUGUGAUGGGGGGGAACUGAAGGCAGGGGGAGGUGCAGAGCCAGGUGCUGGGGGAAAACAGGAGCGGUUUGAGGGGCGCUGGAGCCCAGGCAGGGGGACAGGGGCAGGUUUGGGCUCGAUGCUGCUGGGUGUGGAGGAGCAAGAACAGCCCCAGUGCUCAGGAAAGGGCUGAGACAUGGAGACUUCAAGCAGGGUGGGUGGUGGGGCUGGAUGGAGGCAGCAGGGAGUGGGAAAGGGGGAACAAUCCAGGGCAAGGCACUGCAGCCCCAUCCCAGGGCUGUGCUGGGGCUGCCCAGCCGAGUUCUCAGAUGUAGCAAGUUUGUUUCAUGGUUCUUUUUCUUCUUUCUUCUGUUUUACUCACCCACCUACAACUCUGGCAGGGAAAGCUCCAGAGCUGCCUGCCACACACCAGUGCCCUGCUCUCAGCCCCAGCUGGCCUCAAAGCUCUUUGUUAACUGGACAGGUCUGUGCCUCCCUCCCUGCCCAACCCCACGCACACCCUGUCCCUGAAGGUCCCAGACAGGGUUCAGCCACCAUCCCAGAGACACUUUCUCAGCCCCCUCCCCGCUCCUGCAGCCCCUCUGUUCUCCUCCAGUGUAUUUAUGAAUUUCACAUGAAGUACUGUUUUAUUUUUUUAAAGACUUUGUAAAGCUUCCCAGGUUCCAGUCACCAUUUUUAGAGCUGUCUCAGUCCCACAAUGUUACAAAUCCAUUUUGUAAUGUAUUAUAUAUUUUGUGUAUGUUUUGUUUUUUAAGCCAGCUGUGAUGGGUUGUAUCAUACCUUUGUUGUGUUUACUGUAUCUGUCCAACUGCAAACAGAGGAGACUCUGGAGCUCCUGGAAAACUAUGGUCUGCUGAAACAAAACCAUUAAAAUUAUUUGUUCAUG
Colius striatus (speckled mousebird) is the source of this 4500-nucleotide messenger RNA. It is a transcript of the gene TEAD3, whose product is annotated as TEA domain transcription factor 3. The transcript is spliced from 14 exons. Gene Ontology annotation, molecular function: DNA-binding transcription factor activity, RNA polymerase II-specific; RNA polymerase II cis-regulatory region sequence-specific DNA binding. NCBI's taxonomy places the organism in Eukaryota, Metazoa, Chordata, Aves, Coliiformes, Coliidae. Gene Ontology annotation, biological process: hippo signaling; embryonic organ development; positive regulation of transcription by RNA polymerase II. The coding region runs from base 231 to 1529 and encodes 432 amino acids. The record is from RefSeq and is a predicted model, not a curated record. Gene Ontology annotation, cellular component: transcription regulator complex.